Messenger RNA from Drosophila takahashii, 476 nucleotides. RefSeq lists its product as uncharacterized. NCBI's taxonomy places the organism in Eukaryota, Metazoa, Arthropoda, Insecta, Diptera, Drosophilidae. The record is from RefSeq and is a predicted model, not a curated record.
UUCACGUGCAAUCAGUUGAUUUUUGCACGCCGCCUGUUUAACGUAGUUUUUGAUAUGGAUACCUCCAAAAACGGCAUCCGGGGAUCUUCCUUCAAGUACGGACCGGCUGUACGGAUCGGAAUCGCGGUCCUGGUGCUGCACACCGUCGGCUGGUUGGGUUGGAAGGCUGUGAACCAGGGUGCGGAAUCCAAGGAGGCGGCUGCCAAUGCCCAGCACGAAAAACUACGAGCGGCAUUUGCGGAAAAGUGACGUAACAGGGGGGUAGUGAUAAAUCAAUAGUUGUUAACAAACUGUUUUAGACUGAGUGAACUCUAAGUAAUUAUUUUUGAACACCAAAGAAAAUUGAAAAUCAAAAUAAUACGUAAAUACACAAUUAGAAAAGAAUAUACUUUAUAAGCCCAAUGCUCAGCAUUAUGUUUAAAGCUUUUAUCAGAUAAUGAUUGUUUAUAAUAAAGUGAAUACGCACGAAAAGGUGA